Molecule: messenger RNA, 1104 nt
Organism: Plenodomus lingam JN3
Lineage: Eukaryota; Fungi; Ascomycota; Dothideomycetes; Pleosporales; Leptosphaeriaceae
Source: RefSeq, a predicted model, not a curated record
AUGGCUACUACAUACGACAAGAUCCAAGAAGCUGCUUCGCAGAACGCCCAGCUAUUGCAGGGUCUAGCAGAGACUGAGGCUGCACCCUCCCAGCUAGCACAGCAAAAUGCGUAUAUCACUGAUCUAGUCUCUCAAAUCGCAUCAACCACCAAGCGUGUAAACGACCUCAAGAGAAAGACUGCCCUGGAGCUCAAAGAUCAUGAAAAAUACCGAGACUCGACAAUCCGGCGUUUAGCACACAAGGCAUCAGGUCGCAAAGAGCGCUUCAGUGAGAAAGCGGCCAAAGAAGAAAAAGAAUACUUCGACGCCAUCCAAGCCCAAAAGUCCGCCGAAGACGAACUCGCCUAUCUCACUCACUUAAAAGCCGAAGCUGACAUGCAACAUUCGCGCUUCGAAACCGAAGCCCAACGUCACCAACAACUCCAAGCCAGUCUCGACGCACUGUACAACUCCAUAUUCUCAGGUCCAACCCCAGAGUUCCCCAACGAAGACCAAAAGGAACACGCAUGUACCACCGCGUCCGAGCACGUCCAAAAUAUCAACCACGAGCUCUCUCGGGAACACCACAUCCUCUUCCUGCUGGGCCAAACCGCGUCCAAGCUCUCUGAAGCCCGCAACUCGCUCAACAGCGCCUACGGCAUGUCACAAUACGACAUGUUUGGCGGAGGGCAGCUGACCAGCAUGCAAAAGCGCAACUAUCUCGAGCGCGCAGAGUCCUCCAUCCAACAAGUCCGCAUGCUGCAGUCCCAGCUCAAACAAGUUGCUCCUGACAUCCCUGACCUUGGGCAGGUGGUGAUCAAUAUCGGAAGUAUCUGGAGUGAUGUGGUGUUUGAUAAUAUCUUUAGUGAUAUGCAGAUGCAUGACCAGAUCAAGCAGAGUAUGGCGCUUGUUGACCAGGCGGGGAAUAAGUGUGGGGAGAUUAUUAGGGGCCGGGAACAGGUUGCGGGCACGUUGGAGGGCGAGGUUAAAAGGGCGAAUGAAGAGUUGAGGGAGAAGCAAGGCGAAUUGCAGAGGGCGAGGGAGGACGCGUUUUCUAGGGUUUCUGGAGGAAUAAUUUCAGCCUCAGGGGCUGGGGCUGGGGCUCCGCCUCCAUACACUGUGUAA